Molecule: messenger RNA, 681 nt
Organism: Coprinopsis cinerea okayama7#130
Lineage: Eukaryota; Fungi; Basidiomycota; Agaricomycetes; Agaricales; Psathyrellaceae
Exons: 4
Coding region: 1-681 (226 amino acids)
Source: RefSeq, a predicted model, not a curated record
AUGCUCCUCUAUGACGAAGAAGGCCUCCGCCUGUACGAUGCCAUUACGACUUCAGCUCCUGAGUACUACCCCUUCACGGCAGAGGAAGAGAUUCUCAAAAAUCAUUCGGAGGAGAUUGUGACAAUUAUGCGCUCACAGACUAAACACGGCAUUUCUUGCCCGCAGGUCGUUCUGGAACUUGGUUCAGGCUACUGGGCUCUCGACCUCGAGAAGCGAGAGUUAGAACGCACGUUGAACGGAAUUGUGACUUCCGACCUUGGGCAGAAACUGGAGGGAAGGGUUAACACGAAGGGUAUAUGGGGGACCUACGAGGAUGGGAUCCGAUUCAUUAAGGACGGCGGGCUGAUCCCUGGAUAUACCGCUGAAUCUACGGGCGGUCAGACCCAGCUCCACAUUAUGUUCUUGGGUUCUUCGUUGGGAAACUUUCCUCGGAAAGAGGCAGGCCCGUUUCUUCGCUCGCUGCCGCUGCGUGCGGGAGCCUGUGAUACCCUCCUCCUCGGAUUGGACCACGACAACGAUGUAGACAAGAUUGAAGUCGCUUAUAACGAUCCUCAAGGCUACACUAGACGCUUCAAAAUGAAUGCGCUUCGACAUGCUGGCAGAGUCCUUGGUGACGAGCAGUUCUUCCGUGAGGACGAUUGGGAACGCUCAUACGAUGACUUAGGCAGGAAGACAACAUGA